This is a messenger RNA of Monodelphis domestica (gray short-tailed opossum), 1353 nucleotides long. It is a transcript of the gene POLR3H, whose product is annotated as RNA polymerase III subunit H. Gene Ontology annotation, cellular component: RNA polymerase III complex. The record is from RefSeq and is a predicted model, not a curated record. Lineage: Eukaryota; Metazoa; Chordata; Mammalia; Didelphimorphia; Didelphidae. Gene Ontology annotation, biological process: DNA-templated transcription; transcription initiation at RNA polymerase III promoter. Gene Ontology annotation, molecular function: DNA-directed RNA polymerase activity; DNA binding.
GCGGGACCUAGAGGCUAAGGUUGUUUUGAUUUGUCCGCUCUCCGGAAGUGAUACGGUUUCCUGGAGACGGCGCAUGGAGGAGGCGGUGGCGGUGGCCGAGGCCGGUCUGGGCGCAUGACGGCUUCGUGCCUGCGUGUUCGCUGUGGUCGCGGGGACCCCUGCCCCAGAGGAUUGUAGCCAGGCCUCCAGGAUGUUUGUCCUGGUGGAGAUGGUGGACACGGUGCGGAUCCCCCCGUGGCAGUUUGAAAGGGAGCUCAAUGAGUCCAUCUCGGAGGAGCUCAACAAGAAGCUAGCCAACAAGGUCGUGUACAAUAUCGGGCUUUGCAUCUGCCUGUAUGACAUCACCAAGUUAGAGGAUGCCUACGUGUUCCCAGGGGAUGGCGCAUCGCAUACUAAAGUCCAUUUCCGCUAUGUGGUGUUCCACCCCUUCUUGGACGAGAUCCUCAUUGGCGUGAUCAAAGGCUGCAGCCCCGAUGGGGUUUAUGUCUCUCUAGGGUUCUUUGAUGACAUCCUCAUCCCCCCAGAGUCCUUGCAACAGCCGGCCAAGUUCGAUGAGGCUGAGCAAGUGUGGGUUUGGGAAUAUGAGACGGAAGAAGGAGCCCACGACCUAUACAUGGACACUGGGGAGGAGAUCCGAUUCCGUGUUGUGGAUGAGAGCUUUGUUGACACAUCCCCAACUGGGCCUAGUUCUGCUGAGGCUUCCACAUCCAGUGAUGAGGCUCCCAAAAAAGAGGCCCCUUAUACCCUAGUGGGAUCCAUCAGUGAACCAGGCUUGGGGCUUCUCUCUUGGUGGACCAGCAACUAAUGAUGGUCAGAGGGUGUACCUGUGGCACCCCCUAGGACGGACAGGCGGGGGUGCUGGAGGGCCCAGGCUGCUGGCCUCUACUCCUCCAGGAGCCCCCUCAGCCCCUGCUGCACCUUGCUGGGAAAUGAGAAGACCCCUCUGCUCCCUAUUUUGUGGCUCUGGGCCAAGACAAAGGGGGCCUCCCGGCGGGCAAGGGGAUGCUGUGCGAUCUGUGCCGAAGGGCCCCAGCCAGGGGAGAGCCCCAGUAUUGCUGGGAGCUUUUCUCCGGUCUGGCCUCUACAGGAAAGGCAGGGAUCUGGAGGCCGAAGUUCUGGGUCUGGAUCCCUUGCCAACUUUGCGACCUUAAUCAAGUCCCUUCCUUCCUCCUGGCCUGUUUCCUCACGCGAGCAGGGCUGCCCCGAACAAGGGUCUUCCCAGCUGAGCGACCCGGCCCAUGGCUGUCACCUUCCUUCAGACCAUUUGCCUACGAGGGGUUGAGUGGGAUGACAGCUGCUGCCUGGGGAGCUCUGCUCUAACCCCAGAAUAAAGUGGCUUUCUUGGCACUGGCA